Messenger RNA from Schistosoma haematobium, 2738 nucleotides. RefSeq lists its product as uncharacterized. The record is from RefSeq and is a predicted model, not a curated record. The coding region runs from base 153 to 1523 and encodes 456 amino acids. Lineage: Eukaryota; Metazoa; Platyhelminthes; Trematoda; Strigeidida; Schistosomatidae. The transcript is spliced from 8 exons.
UUGAUAACUGUCAACUAUCUAAUCAACCGACUUGUCAUAAUCAUACGAAGAUUGGAAAUUGUUACCAAUGUUCCACAACACCUUGUGUUCAUUUGUAUGCUCAAGUUACACCGUGUACAAGAACACAACAGUCUACUCUCGCUGACUCAGAAAUGAAAUCUAAUAAUAAUAAUAGUGUCUAUAGUUCAAAUUAUAUACGACCACCGAUCCCAGUCAGAGGUUAUGAUCAAACAGAUAUUGACUUAGUGAAUCAAAUAAGAAUCUCAUCUCGUCAAUUGGAUGUUACAACACCAGAUCAAUCGAUUGAUCAUCAUGAUGUUGAAUCACGUAGAGUUCUUACAGAAACAAAUUAUCGUCGUAUAAAUGUCUGUGAAUCGUUGGCUAAUCUACGUUCACCAGUACUAUGCAAUAGUACAAAACAUAAUUAUCAUCAAUGUUUUGAUGAUUCCGAUACUAAUCAAGAAUCUUCCGAAUACGAACGUAUUUAUUCGAUUACUUCCACGGAAUUGACGGCAAGAAAUAUUGUUCAAUUAGUUUCAACUGAAAAACAAAAUAAUGAAACAACCAUCUCACAUGAUAACAAUAAGCUAGAAAAUUCUUAUACAGAAAUAUCAAGUUCCAUUGAUGAUUUAGCUACUUAUUCUCAAGUGUAUUAUUCCACAGCGUGUGGAUCAAUUGAUUUUCCUAUUGUAAAAACAACUGAAUCAUUCAAUAUGCACAAUUCUUCAUGUUCUCCAACAGUCUUCCAUUCAAAUUCACCUGACCAAAAUACUGAUAAUAAAUCUUAUCCUUAUGGUGAUGAUGUAAUCAUUAAAGAGUCUUGUCAACAUAAUGAUUACAAUACAAGUAAUCAUGCUAGUUUAAAUGAUAAAAAUCAACCUAUUUUAAUUAGUAAUCAGUCAUUAACUCCAUCGCUAUUAUCGGAAACAGUAGUUUAUAGUGUAACGGAAUUGCAUCCAUCUAUAUCAUCUAAUCUAAAUGAUAAAAUGUUAGCUGAAAUUCAAGCUUUUCGUCAUAUGGAUAGUGAAUUGGAUCUUACUCAAUCUACCAAAUAUUUUAUGGCGAAUAAUUCACAAACUGAAACACGUCGUUUAUCAGAUUCAUUCAUGGAUGAAAGUGAAGAGGAACAGAAGACUACGGGUGGCACAUUACAAGUUGUAACACAGUCAUUAUAUAACCAAAAUCAACGUGAAGACACUGGACUAAUGACUCCAUUAAUGGAACGUUCAACAGAAGAUUGUUCACGACUGUCAACAAUUCAUCGAACUUAUUCAAAAGCGAUUAAAUGUGAUGGUCAAUCGUCUUCAUCAUUAUCACACUCAACAAUUUUAUCACCAUCUUCUUUAUCAUUAUGUAAUAAAUCAAUUAAAUCACCGGCAAAUUAUUCAAUAUCUGAUUUCCCUUCCUCUGCGCCUCCCAUUGUUGUAACAGUCAGUGGUAAUUGUAGUGUUGCUCCAUUUGCACGUGCUGAAUUCUCUUUCAUCUCUGAUCCUUCAGCCUAUGAUGAUAUUGACAAUCUUUAAUUGAUAUAUACAACUACUAUAAUGUAUUACUCUAAUAGCACCAUCACCAUUACUACUAAGUUGUAAUAAUAAGAGUAGUAUAUGUGUCAUUAAUCGAAAUCUUUUGAAAGACAUUUCUAUUUUAUUGUAAAUAAUCACCUUUAUUUAUAUUUUCACAAUCAAUCAAUCAAUCAAUCAGACCUUCAUUUCACAAUAGUUCCACAAGAAUGUUGAUCGCAUUUAAAUUGAAAGAAAAGAUUGUUUGUUUGUUUAUUUAUAAAACACAAUUCUACUUUUUAUAAAAAAUUGAACUUUACCCUGAUUUUUCAAAGAAAAAAUAAACAAACAACUAGUUUACUCAUUUAGUUAUCAGUUAGAUAAUUUUACGAUUAAACAAGAAAGCUAGUUUGUGUAUGUGUGUGUGCUUUUUUUGGAUGGGAGGGGGACACGAGGGUCCUCUCAUUCAAAUCUCUUCUAACAAUUAAUAAUCUAAUUAUCAGUUGUUGUUUUUUUCUUUGUAAAAUGAGAAUGAUUUAACUAUCGAAUAUAAUCCAAUAAAUUGUGAUCAUUAGAUCGUCACAUUAAGUGAAUUCAACGUUAUUUAGUUAAGAUAAAUGUGUUGGUUAUUCUUACCGGUGAUAAUCUUUUAAGCAAUGAACUUUGUCAGAUUUGGUAUCUAUGAUAUAGAAGAUAAGGAAGUUCUGCUUUUAUCACUCUCUCUCUCUCUCUCUCUCUCUCGUUCCGAACAUUCCUAUGUAUACUAUUGCUGUGAGUUGGAUUUGUUUACGUAUAUACAUAUUCAUUCACAUCAAUCUUAUCUUUGUGUGUGUGUAUGUUGUUACGCAUUUGCUUAUUUUCAUAAUAACAUUUUGUUAUCUUUAGCAUCAUUAAUAAUUUUCUGUUUACUUAUUUACCGGAGAUUUUAUUCUUUCUAUUCAUAUUGUCCCCGUGUGGAUAACUGAUUCGAAUUAUCUCUACAAUAUAGUUUUUUUCUUUUGUAACUGUUAUCCAUUACUUACUUAAUAGUGUUGUUAGUAGUGAAGUUUUCUUAUUCGGUUUCAUAUCAUGUGUUUGUGCCAUUUUUGGCUUUAUCCUACUUAAGAAUGAUUUCAUUAUCUUAAUAACUUUAUUGUAUGUAUUCACAUCUUAUAGUUAACGUCUAUAUAUUUUUGUUGUCUAUCUGUAUACGUGUUAUUUGUUUGUAUUUUAAUAAUUUUUUUUAAAAAUAAAAAGGCU